CAACGCGAAUGGCCGCCCAGCCAAUCGAAACACCGCUAUACCAAGAUCGAGGGCAUUGACCGCAUCGCCACGGUGUCACGCAACCAUACGACAGCAUUUCCAUGCUUGGCGUGGCCGACGACCGCUAUACCGAGCACGAACACACCUAUGCCAAGUGGUGCUCACUGCUUGCGAAUGACGAAGAUGGCUUGUACACGUCGCGCUCUCCGAAAGGCCGCCCCUUCGCUGAAGCUUCCCAAUGGCCGCCCCUUUGCAGAAGUUCUCAACAAUGUGAAAGAAAACUUGGAAUGGCCACACCCAUUUCCAGAGGUAAAGAGGGGUAGAGUUGAUUCAGAAGAAACCGUUGGAUGGUGGCUAGAGGGUUUGCACACCCCUUUGGGCGUCUCUGAUGCGUGAGAGAUUUGGGGCUGUACCCUGGCAGCGUUCUGAAGACGAUACAAAAAGAUCGUAAAUGCCGCCUCCUCGUGGACAGGUCUUCCUACGCAUACUUUCAAUCGAACAGUCAGAAUGCAGGACCAUUCAAGCAAUUCAAGCUCGCAGCAGUACAUGGCACAAGGAGAGCUCUGUGUGUUUGACGACGCAAAUGCGACGGCUUUCAGUACUCUCUCCGAGUACACCGACGACGGACUUUUCAACUUCAAUCUCGGUAGCCAAUUCGACCCACACCUCGCGAGCCUCGACGCCCAGCUCGUUGGAGGGCUUGGCCCCUAUCCUGAUAUGGAACAAGAACCACGAAAAGCCACUCGCAACGGCCCGUACCUUGUCAACUCUGCAAAGCAACAGAUAUGGACAUCAUCCGAGGGAGGACGCACCAAACUCAUAAUACCAGGGAGAGGUCAUCCCGAUCUAGUUGGGGACAUUGCAGCAGACUUUCCUGGUUUCGGCAGCAAUACGCCAUCAGUCUCGGAUACAAGCGGAGAUGCACUGACGCCUUCAAGCUCUCCUCCUCCCGCUCAGCGCCCCAUUUUCAAAAAGAAGGGCUACGAACGAGCUUCGGUGGCUCACCGACGGGAUCAAGAAUGCUUCUGUCCCGUUGUGGGGUGCAAAAACCAGAGGUUUUCUCGGCUGGAAAAUCUCAAUCGCCAUAACAAGACCCUUCAUGACUUUCCCAGGGAUCAAAUCAUAUGCCGCCACUGUGUAAAGGUGUCCCAUGCACGUCUUGAUAAAGCACGAUCGCAUUGGAGAAACAAACACGAGAAGGACGAUAAGAAGUUUGACCCACUCAUUGAGAAGAGAGGCACUGCUCCAUGAGUGUCAAAGUGCGACAUGCUCUUAGGGCGCCGGUAAGCGUUGCAGCGCCGGAAUGAUGCAGUGCCUACUGGCUGGAAAAUAUCUAAAGCACUGGACAGUAUGGACGCAUUCUACUUGGGGUGAAAGCGUUGGAGCGUUGUGUUCAAGAUAUCGUGAUUCCAAUCUGUAUUCGAUGUACUAGCGCACAGCAUCCCAUCUCGCAUAUGGCCCACCUAGUAUUCGUCGUACUUGUACCUGUCGUGCGACCCAACUUAAC
Sphaerulina musiva SO2202 is the source of this 1507-nucleotide messenger RNA. RefSeq lists its product as uncharacterized. Lineage: Eukaryota; Fungi; Ascomycota; Dothideomycetes; Mycosphaerellales; Mycosphaerellaceae. The transcript is spliced from 3 exons. Bases 508 to 1251 code for a protein of 247 amino acids. The record is from RefSeq and is a predicted model, not a curated record.